Molecule: messenger RNA, 1373 nt
Organism: Musa acuminata AAA Group (dessert banana)
Lineage: Eukaryota; Viridiplantae; Streptophyta; Magnoliopsida; Zingiberales; Musaceae
Product: zinc-finger homeodomain protein 9-like
Exons: 1
Coding region: 336-1295 (319 amino acids)
Biological process (GO): regulation of DNA-templated transcription; regulation of developmental process
Cellular component (GO): nucleus
Molecular function (GO): DNA-binding transcription factor activity; transcription cis-regulatory region binding
Source: RefSeq, a predicted model, not a curated record
CUCUCUCAGACACACACACACACCAUGUGGCUUGCACCACAUGCCACUUGCUACUCACCCCCACUCAUUUACUUUUUAUCCUCUCCUCCCUCUCUCUUAUUCUUAUCAUCAUCAUCAUCACCAUCAUCAUUCUCUUCCAUCUCUUCACCUCUCUCUCUCUCCAUAGUCAUCUCCUCUAGCUUCUCUUUUCUUUGUAACUGUGCUGUGCUUCCUCUCUUUCUUCCCUCACCACCAUCUCUUGAAGCUAAUUUUUUUUUAUAUUGACUGUAAUAAAAUAAGGAAAAGAAAGGGGCGCACGCACGCACCUACGAAACCCUAGCGGUGUCUUCUAUAGCAUGGACCAGGCCACCAAGGUCGCGGAGGCCGAGGGCAAGGGCAAGGGGUUCGGCUUCCCCAACGGGGCGCUGAGGAAGCACCACCACCGCCCGCCGGCCCCCGCGGAGGCGGAGUUCCUGUACCGCGAGUGUCUCAAAAACCACGCCGCCAGCCUCGGCGGCCACGCUCUCGACGGCUGCGGCGAGUUCAUGCUCUCGCCUACCGCCGACCCCGCCGACCCCACCUCCCUCCGCUGCGCCGCCUGCGGCUGCCACCGUAACUUCCACCGCCGGCUUGCUGACCCGCCCUCCCACCGCCACCGUGGCCACCCCCGGGACGAGGAGGAUGACGAGAGGGACGGCGUGGAGGAUGAGGAUGAGGGGGAGGACGAGGAUGAGGACGAGGAGGAGGUCGGGGCGAAGAUCGACGGCCGUAGGGACCGUCCUCGCCCCCUCCGGGGCUCCGCUUCGCCUCCGGCCUUCUUUUCCUCCGCCCCCCACAUGCUCCUCGCCCUCAGCGCCGGCCUUCCCGGCAGCCCGGGAACGAUCCCGGUGAGGCCGGUAGCCGCUCCGACCGCGGCCGCGGCACCGGUGGCGGCGGUGGGCGCCCCCGCGGCGGAGGCCGCGCAGCCGCGGAAGAGGUUCCGGACCAAGUUCAGCCCGGAGCAGAAGGGGCGGAUGCAGGAGCUGUCGGAGCGGCUGGGGUGGCGGAUGCAGAAGAGGGACGAGGGGCUGGUGGAGGAGUGCUGCCGGGAGAUCGGCGUCGACAAAGGGGUCUUUAAGGUCUGGAUGCACAACAACAAGCACACCUUCCUGGGCCUGGCAAGGAGAGGCGACCCGGCCAGCCGCAGCGCCCGCAGCGAGGGUGGCAUUGGUGGCGGAGACGUCAGCCAACCUGAGGGCAGCGGCCACGCCAACGGCGGCGACGAGGGCGACGGCGGCCAUGGGCAUGUGGUGAAUGGUUCUCUCUCCUCUUCUUGAGCUGGCUGUCACUGUGCUACUCAUGCUGUUGUUGCUAUUAUUACAGUAGUGAUAGUAGUAGUUGCAGUUCAUGGUUAA